This is a messenger RNA of Puccinia graminis f. sp. tritici CRL 75-36-700-3, 1014 nucleotides long. RefSeq lists its product as uncharacterized. The record is from RefSeq and is a predicted model, not a curated record. Bases 1 to 1014 code for a protein of 337 amino acids. Lineage: Eukaryota; Fungi; Basidiomycota; Pucciniomycetes; Pucciniales; Pucciniaceae. The transcript is spliced from 2 exons.
AUGGCACCUAUCACUAUCCAGUGCCUGUUGUUUUUAGAAAAUGAUCACAACCUCGGCCCUCUCGAGCCCAUAGUCCAAUGGACCAAAGUGACAUCCCCAUCUGUACCAACCCCUUGGAAGACAAACCUCCAGUCAAUGGAUUGGAAGCAGUUCCAAGAUGGCGCCUUAAUAUUCUUAUCCCGCUCCACUGCCUACCUCCUUCCGGCGAUGCAAUACGCCAACAUAGGGAAGACGAUCAGCUGGUUUGCAUCUAUUGGCAACCACCCUAAAUACCGAUCCCCUCAUGGCAUUCGACUCAAAGGGCAACUCAACUACUUGGCCUUUGGUGCCGCGGCACGUGCAGCUUACCCAGCCGAGUAUGAGUGGCGCUUGACCAAAAUUCGUGGAAAUGGCGCGAUUACUGCUUUUCAAUUGACUGAACUCCUCUCGCAAUCCACCAAGAGUAAUGAAUCAACCGUGACACGUGAUGCAGAAGAAUUGUCGAGCUCCGACAGCGGAUCCGACUACCCAUUGGCUCUCACCGACCGACAUGUCUCCAAGCAUCAGCGAUACAAUAAGAAUUCUACCCUCAGCCUCACUGGAAGCAGCGAUCAGGAGAUUGUCGGGCUCCCCAAACGAUUAUUUCUCCCAGAUAUUCAAGCCGACGUUGUAUCUAACCCACAAAUCAACGCCAAAGUCCCCAGAACUCCUAUGGCUCCACCUCGAAGGGACAUGGAUGAUAUCUCAAUGGAGAAUUACUUGGAUGUUGCCAAAGUCCCCAAGGAAGACAUGCGCACCCGCGAACGACUCAUGGACCAUGGGAUCACCCACUGGUCCUUCUUCCGAAGCUGUGAUGAGGACGACUUGAAGGCUCUUGGCUUCUUGGCUGGGGUGGCCCGCUUGCUUUGGGAAGGUGUCCCGCGCUUACAUGAAUACUGUGAUGGCCUUGAGGAAAACGAUUUCAUCACGUCACAGGGCAACCAUUUCAUCACGUCACCCACGCCAAGCCCCGCCGGACCAUCACACACGAAGUAA